Molecule: messenger RNA, 2241 nt
Organism: Cladophialophora bantiana CBS 173.52
Lineage: Eukaryota; Fungi; Ascomycota; Eurotiomycetes; Chaetothyriales; Herpotrichiellaceae
Exons: 3
Coding region: 1-2241 (746 amino acids)
Source: RefSeq, a predicted model, not a curated record
AUGGGCCCCCCAUUCAUGACCCCCGUAGCACUUCCGCUGAUUCAAAUCUGUCAACAGCCACGACCUCAGUUCCCAAAUCAAGGAUACCUCCCAAACGGCACAACAUCAGGGCCGACCCCCGGAGCCCAGGCGCUCUUGCCAAAUAAUGGCCGUAUCAUCCAGUCCGGUCCCAUUCGAGUGCUGUGUAUUGCAGAUGUCAGAGGAAACCUCAGAUCUCUGAAUGAGCUCGCAAAGACCGCGAAGGCCGAUUACAUUUUACAUACCGGCGAUUUUGGAUUCUAUGACAAUACCUCGCUGGAGAGAAUAGCCGAGAAGACACUGAAACAUGUCGCUCAGUACUCCCCCCUUCUCAGCGAAAAUGUCAAGCGCCAAAUCGCCCAGCCCCAGCCUCAGCGGCCGAUCAAGCAAAUGUUCACACCUGAUCAAUUGCCCCUUUCAGAAUUACCCCUUCUGCUCAACAAGCAAAUCACCCUGGAUGUUCCUGUCUACACCGUGUGGGGAGCCUGCGAAGACGUGAGAGUUCUGGAACGUUUUCGGUCGGGAGAGUACAAGGUAGACAAUCUGCACAUUAUCGAUGAGGUCAAUUCAAGAUUACUCGAUAUCGGUGGGGUGAAGCUGAGACUCCUCGGACUCGGCGGCGCAGUUGUCAUUCACAAGCUAUUUGACAACGGCGAAGGCAAGACAUAUAUUGCAGGUGGUCAAGGGACGAUGUGGACGACAUUGCUUCAGAUUGGCGCUCUGAUCGACACUGCCAACCGCGUUUACGAUCCUUCAGAAACCCGCAUCUUUUUGACACACGCGUCACCUGCCAGAGACGGAAUCCUCAACCAGCUCUCCGUCACUCUGAAGGCCGACUUUUCAAUUUCAGCAGGUCUACAUUUCCGAUACGGCAGCUCCUACAACGAAUUUUCUGUGAACCCAUCCCUCGAUCAUUACCGUGGAAAGUUGGCGGCGUCCAAAGCAUCCUUCCAGGAUGUGUGGGAGACUGUCAAGAUGGACGUGGAACAGGCGAUUGAAAACAACACUAAUCACAAGGCUCUUCUUCACAGCGCUCUGGAAAUUGUGGAGAAGAUGCCCAGCACUGCUAACGGAGGGAGUCCUUUUGGCGCGCCUGUGGCCAGUGGACCGGGCGCGGGCCAAGUGGACGAAAGCGCCUUCAAGAACAUGUGGAACUUCAACCUUGCGGACGCUGCAUUCGGCUACCUUGUUUUGGAAAUUGAAGGUGGUCGUAUCGGUACGGAGAUGCGGGCGCAAGGCUUCAACUUUGCUCACCGUGGCAAACCCACUGUUCCUCCACCGGUUCCUCAACCACUGUCUACGGGUCCUGUGCCCCCUGCUCCUGCUUCGACUGGUCCGGCUCAGAACCGCACCCCCGCCUUCCCUGCACCGACACAGCCUUUCCCGCAGCAACAACCGCAACCACAACAUCAGCAACAGACUAGGGCCGUUCAACCUACUCAGCCUGCACCAAUGCCUGCUGCCAAAACUGGAACUCCUCCUACAGCUGGGUCUCCAGCACCGCCUGUGGCACAGGCUAAGCCAUUGACGCCCCAACCGUCAUCCUCUGGGAUACCAACGACUUCUGCCACUGCAGCGACCAAUGGUACGAGCGGAGAGAAGACCGGUGACGGUGAAGCCGCUAAGGUCAAAGCCACAACACCUCCCACCGAGCGUAAACCUUCCAGUGCCCUUUAUGUGUCCCAGGCAGACAGUGAACAACACAUCAGAGACUGCUUUGGGGACGAAGAUCGUGAAAAGAUCAAAGCUAUCAGCAGAAUGGGCAAAUUUCCCAACUGGAAGGUGCAAUUUGAGACGCAUGAGAUUGCGGACGCUGCUUUGACUAGAGUGCAGGUCGAAGCGCAAAACCACAAGAAUUCUUCGGGCAAAAUACCCAAGUUUACGUGGUUCGAAGAGCGCACCGACCGAUUGCCAGGUCUUCAUCAACGUGACAACCACAGCCAAGGCGGAGUUGGAACCUGGCAGCCUAGUAACCGUGGCGCGGCUGGGUCGGCCAAUAACCCUACGCGCGGAGGGUAUCAGAGUGGAGGAGCAAGUGACAGCGAAGGCGGACGAGGCCGAGGCGGGUUUCGCGGACGUGGGCGCGGUCGGGGUGAUGAUCGAGGCGGACGCGGUGGUCGAGGUGGCGGACGAGGCGCCUACCAGAACAAACCCACCGACGGAGCGUCCGACAGCAAACCCGCCAGCGAAGGCAAGCCAGCUACCACUACAGGCGAGAGUUGA